Molecule: messenger RNA, 1038 nt
Organism: Rotaria socialis
Lineage: Eukaryota; Metazoa; Rotifera; Eurotatoria; Philodinida; Philodinidae
Source: the annotation of a GenBank genome assembly
AUGUCAUCGAAGGAACAAGAACAAAAUAUAUCUGUAUGGCAUGAUCGAGAGAUUCGAUUUGAUGUUUCUCCGAAUGAUCUUAAAUGUCGUUCCGGUGAAUUUAUUAUUGAUACACUUAGUUCCGUCGAAGAUACAAAAGGAAAUAAUGGUGAUAAAGGAAAACUUACUAUAACCAAUAUUCGUCUUAUUUGGCAUAGUCAUUCAUCAUCACGUAUCAAUCUUUCUAUCGGUCUUUAUGCAGUCGUGACAAUUACUGCUCGAAAUGCAAAAUCGAAACUUCGUGGUAGUACAGAAUCGUUAUAUCUUCUAACCAAAUCUGGUUCAUCGCGUUAUGAAUUUAUAUUUACAAAUCUUAUAGCUGGCUCCAGUGCGAUGCUUAAUUCUGUUGUUGCUGUUCAUAAAGCAUAUGAUUCGUCACGUCUCUAUCGUGAAAUUCGUCUUCGUUCAUCAUUACUUAAUAAAGGUCAAUUACGUAUUCUACCUAAAGAACGUUUACAUAAUCGAUACAAUGGUGUUUGGAAUCUUUCGUCUGAUCAAGGUAAUCUCGGUAUUUUUCAUAUAACAGACAUUCGUGUUAUAUGGCACGCAGAGCUAAAUGAAAAUUUUAAUGUUAGCGUACCUUAUUAUCAAACAAAAAGUAUUAAAGUUCGAGAUUCAAAAUUUGGCUUAGCACUUGUUAUUGAAACAACACCAUAUAGUGGAAACUAUUUGCUUGGAUUUCAAUUAGCACCCGAGGAAAAACUUCGAGAAGUUCAUAAAGAAAUUCUUACACUUCAUAAAAGUUAUUUUGCAAAUCCAGAAUUUGGUGUACAAUUUUCCAUAGAAGACCAGUCUGAUCAACCUGCUACACGAUUGGAAAGUAAAGUCGAUGAUAUUGAAAUAUUACAAAGUCGAGAACAUACAGAUUCAUAUGCAACUUAUUUGACUGAUGCUGGUAAACAUGAUCAUGAACCUGUCUAUUCUGAAGAACUUGGUUUAGCUAUUGAGAAACUACCUCAAGGAUAUACAUUGGGUAGUCUUUGGGAUAUUCUUAGUUGA